CUUCAGUCUUAGCUAAAAUGGUGGAAGUCUGGAAUAUGAAUUGGGGUAAAUAUGUAUUAGUUUUGUUAAUUUCUCGUAAGAUGCGAUGAUUUGAAAUACGUAUUCAACAAUUUUGGUAGAAAAUAUGUCCUCUAAAGGGAACGAACUUAGAAAACUUAGUGAAGAAAGCUUACAGAGACAACCUGAAGAAGUAUUUGAUGUACUUGAAAAGUUGGGCGAAGGUUCCUAUGGAUCUGUGUAUAAAGCGAUGCACAAAGAGUCAGGUCAGGUAGUAGCAAUUAAGCAGGUGCCAGUUGAUACCGAUCUUCAAGAAAUUAUUAAAGAAAUUAGUAUGAUGCAACAAUGUGACAGUCCGUAUGUUGUAAAGUAUUAUGGCAGCUACUUCAAGAAUACAGACUUAUGGAUUGUGAUGGAAUAUUGUGGAGCUGGUUCAGUUUCUGACAUUAUGAAAUUACGUAAUAAAACUUGCACUGAAGAGCAAAUUGCUUGUAUAUUAAGUUAUGCUUUGAAGGGACUUGAAUAUCUUCAUUUAAGGCGGAAAAUACAUAGGGACAUAAAAGCUGGAAAUAUUCUAUUAAAUACAGAAGGACAUGCUAAACUUGCAGAUUUUGGUGUUGCUGGUCAACUCACGGACACUAGCAAAAGAAACACAGUAAUUGGUACUCCAUUUUGGAUGGCACCUGAAGUGAUACAAGAAAUUGGUUAUGAUUGCUUAGCGGACAUUUGGUCUUUGGGUAUAACAGCAAUAGAAAUGGCAGAAGGAAAACCUCCAUACGCAGAUAUUCAUCCCAUGAGAGCGAUAUUUAUGAUUCCCACAAAACCACCACCAUUCUUCAAAUAUACUGAUAAAUGGUCGGAAGAAUUUAAAGAUUUUGUCCGAAGUUGUUUGGUAAAGAAUCCAGAGCAAAGGAUCACAUCACAAAUGUUGCUAAUGCAUCCGUUCAUACGCAAGGCAAAACCUUGUUCAAGCUUAAUUGGUAUGAUAAGGGAGGCCUUAGAGGUGCUUGCUGAAGAUCCAGAAGAUGAUGACGAUGAUGAAGACAACGCAGUUCCUGAAGAUAAUGAAUUUGAGGAGGAUGAAGGGGUGGAAUGUGGGACAAUGAUUGUGAGUAAAGUAUCUGAUGGGAUAAAUGAUGACACCAUGGUGAUUAACACUGAAGAUAGUACGAUGGUGAUCAAUGAUGAUCAUGAAACAUUACAGUCAGGAAUGGGAACGAUGGUUAUAAAUGAUGAUGAUGAUGAAGAAGGAACAAUGAAACGAAUUGGUACAACAGAGUCUAAAGAACAGUAUCGACCAUCAUAUAUGGAUCAUUUUGACAAGAUGUUUGAAUCACCACAACAAACCAAUCACGUCAAUGAUUGUAAUUCCAAUGGAUCAGCGGACUCUCAAGUAAUAAUGAGAAGGACAGAGGCGUCAUCCUCUAGUCCUCCCAAGAAAUUUGGACCUGGUGAUUUUGAAUUUUUACGAGGUUUACCGUUUGAUGAACUUUUAUCGCGAAUCAAUUCUUUGGAUUCGGAAAUGGAGAAAGAAAUUGACCAAUUACGCAAACGUUAUCAAGGAAAACGACAGCCGAUUCUUGAUGCUAUGGAAGCAAAAAAACGACGACAGCAAAAUUUUUAGCUUCUACUUUUGUGCAGCUCUCGUAGGAAAAGCACAUAAUGUAUAACUUUGCCUGUGGGAUCCUGUUGCUUGAAAGAUGACCUUCUUCGUCCUUGGCAAAUGUACAGCAGCAAUUGGAUAUCAACUCCUUUGAAAAUCUUUAAUCUUUAUUCCAUGGGGUAAUACUGUAAAAAUUUUGAUGCUGUGAAUAAGCGGAGGCACUAUGAAAUGUACAGCUGGAGCGAGACAAAGUCUAACCAUCAAUAUUUCAAAAACUGGUCCUGGAGUGCCAUAUUUGCAAUUGUAUUAUCGUCAACUCUAGUUCAGCGACGUGUGGAUACAAACACUUGCUUUUCUUACAAAAGUACCCAAAAUACAUUAAAACGUACGAAAAAUUUCACACACUUUUUUAAUUAUAAUAAGUACAGUUAGGAAAUAUGCAGAUUUGCAGUGCUCAUUGAAGAUUUAUCCUGGAAAUAGGAGCAGCUUUGAGAGGAUUUUCAGACUGAUUGAUGUUGUAUUCAUCGUUUUUAGAAGUUUUCAAAAGUUAUGCUUGAAAAGAACAAACAAAAUAGCAUCAUUUAGCAAUCUCUUAUGAAGUGAAAAUUGUGCAAUAUUUGAUAUCUAUGUCCUUUAUUUAAUUAUACUAUCAAUAUGUCACAUCAAA
Molecule: messenger RNA, 2267 nt
Organism: Xenia sp. Carnegie-2017
Lineage: Eukaryota; Metazoa; Cnidaria; Anthozoa; Malacalcyonacea; Xeniidae
Product: serine/threonine-protein kinase 4-like
Biological process (GO): protein tetramerization; intracellular signal transduction; regulation of MAPK cascade
Cellular component (GO): cytoplasm
Molecular function (GO): protein serine/threonine kinase activity; ATP binding
Source: RefSeq, a predicted model, not a curated record